Messenger RNA from Marchantia polymorpha subsp. ruderalis, 2596 nucleotides. The record is from the annotation of a GenBank genome assembly. NCBI's taxonomy places the organism in Eukaryota, Viridiplantae, Streptophyta, Marchantiopsida, Marchantiales, Marchantiaceae.
CCUUCCUUCCUUCCUUCCUGCCUUUGCUGCCGCCGCUGCUGUCUUCCUUCUCUAUUCCACCAGCGCGCUCGCCCGCUGCGCUUUACGGCGAACGUUGGUAAGCGUUUUGAUGAGAGCGACUGGACGUCGUCUGCUGCCGCUGCUCCCUCCUCUUCUUCCCUGACUCGCUUCACUGCCCCCGCUCGCUCGCUCGCUCGCUCGCACGCACGCACGAUCCUUCCUUCCUUUCAUCAUCCGCUGCCCUUCUCCUCCUCCUCUUCCUCCUCCUUUCCCUCCCUCCCUCUCCUCUCCUCUCCUCUCCUCGUCCUGGCCUCCGUCGCGCUUGCAUGCCAUAGCGCUCGCUCGCUUCGUCGGUCGCUUUCUUUUCUCCCGCGUUUGUGAGGGGAAAGCGACUGCAGAGAGCUGCCUGCGCUCGCUCGCUCUUUUAUCGUCUCCCCCCUCUCCCCUCUCCCCUCUCCCCGCCCCCCCCUCACCCUCACCCUCACCCUCGUGCCCCGCCCCUCGCUCGUCGCACCUGCAGACGAGACGCAUACUUCAAACGCUGGGCUCGACCUCCUGCUGCUCGUGCUGCUGCUGCUGCUGCUCGUGGUCGUGGUGUCGCUCGGGAGCGCGUGGCGCGGCUCUAGUGUGGCGGGGGUUCCAGUGUCGACGACGGAGGAGGAGGGCCCGACGCGGUAGCCGAAGAGUAGUGAGGACAGAUUGCUGGUGGAGGUCGUAGGGUGGCGGAGCUUUGGCCGACAUCGUUCUUGUGCGGGGUUUUGCACCGUAGGAAAGAGUUCGGGGGCCGCGAGGGUCGACGCUGCCUGUCGCUCGGGUGCCUGAUCUGCGAGUUGUGGUGGCAAAGAAGGGUUCUCGCGAGAAGGGUAUUCAAGAUGCGCAGUCGCCCGCUGGCUAGCUCUAGUGCGGCGUGGAGUCUUGUUAGCGAUUUCUCUUCCCCCUCCUCUUGCAACCUCGUCUCGAUUGAAUUUGCGGCGCCUAUCUUGAAGACUGUGUAGGUCGCACUGUCGUUUAGAGCACCGAGCGCGAGUUCGAAAGGCGGCGGGCUAACUUUCUUUGUAGGUGUGUUUUGAGAGCCCCUCGAGUGCAAUGGAGGGAGGGUCGAUGUCCACUGACCCUCGCACUGUGGAAGAAGUCUUCAAGGAUUUCAAAGGCCGGCGAGCGGGAAUGCUCAAAGCCCUGACCUCCGACGUCGAGGAAUUCUUCCUCCAGUGCGAUCCAGAGAAGGAGAAUCUGUGUCUUUAUGGCUUUCCUGACGAAGGAUGGGAAGUCAAUCUUCCUUCAGAGGAAGUACCACCUGAGCUCCCAGAGCCCGCUUUGGGGAUCAACUUUGCAAGAGACGGCAUGCUGCGGAAAGAUUGGUUGUCACUUGUCGCCGUCCACAGCGACGCGUGGCUUCUUGCUGUCUCGUAUUUUUAUGGCGCUCGACUUGACAAAAAUGAGAGAAAACGGUUAUUCAACAUGAUAAACGAGCUGCCCACUGUUUUUGAUGUGGUCACUGGGAAGAAGCCCGUGAAGGAGAAAACUAGUGUGAACAACACUGGUGGUGGAAACAAGGCCAAGUCCACUGGUUCGAAAGUGACGACUUCUCAUCACGAUAACCUGAAGGCAAAUAUGCAUCGAGCCGCUGAAGUUCAGGCCAAACCCCAAAAGCCUCCUCCAGCUCCUCCUAAGGACGAAGAAGAAACUUUGGAAGAGGACGAUGAGGAGCACGGCGACACGUUCUGUGGAAGCUGUGGAGGAAACUAUACCGCCGAUGAGUUUUGGAUAGGCUGUGAUAGCUGUGAAAAGUGGUUCCACGGAAAAUGUGUGAAGAUAACUCCAGCGAGAGCAGAGCACAUUAAACACUACAAGUGUCCGUCGUGCAGCAACAAAAGGGCGCGUACGUAAUGUACUGGGCUGCAGUUAUUUUGUAGCUUUAGGGGCAAGUGCCUUCCGCAACAGUACCCUUGUAAUGACACGCAUUGUUCUUGGCCGCUAGCCGUGGGCAGCCCGUGGGGUACAGCAUUUUCUACACAAGUUUCUCAAUUGAUUUUGGAAGGGGGAGGGCUGGUAGCCACUAUCAUUCGUAGUGUAGGAUAGGCAACCUACAUGACAUCUCCACCGGGAUCAGUGGCCCUGAGUCUGUAAUCUUUGUUAGUAAUCUCAAUACUCUUUGUCUUACCGCUCAUCUCUGUAAGACUUCUGGUGUGCAUGGGCUCUGCACACGUUUUUAAGUUUCAAGAAGUUAACCUAGUUUCGGUCGAUCAGGUGGUCUAAACUUGCAUCUAAAGUUGUUGGGCUUGGUUCUCCUUCUUUGUUUGCCAUGUACUUAAGUUCCCCGAGGCAUGCCCGAUAUUAGCGGAAUGAUGAUUGGCUGAGUCGUGCUGUGCUACAUUUGCUGUGCAGCCUCGCAGCUCUCAUGACCAACUAUGACGGGCUUUCGUGGCUGCCUGCAUGAUCGUUCAGCCGAGUGGAUUUGCAUUCUACGCACAAGACCUGGCAACUAGGCUUCAGGAAUAUAUGCAGAAGGUGAUACAGAUUGUAAAUGGAUUGGAUGGACCAUUUAUGUGAAGCUCUGUGAAUAAUUCUUGUAAACUUUGGGCUUGUUAGUAUUUCG